AUGUUAAAACUUAGCUAUCGUUUAGAAGAAUGCAAAAGAGCCGUCAAUUCGCAACAAUUUCGUCGUUCUAUGAACAGCAACAGCUCUUCCAAGCCGACACAAAAAUUUGCCAACAGCUGGCAAAGACCAUGCGGCGAGUACACCGGCAUCAACAUCUACAAUCACAGAGUGCGUGGCAAAGUGCCGUUGGUGCUGCGUAAUCCACAUAUGGUUACCUGGUACACAUGUGGGCCAACAGUGUAUGAUAAAACACAUGUGGGGCAUGCGAGUACCUACGUAAAGGUGGACAUAAUACAACGCAUACUGCGAGAUUACUUUAAAUAUAAUUUAAUAACAGCCAUGAAUAUCACCGAUGUGGAUGACAAGAUUAUCACACGAAGCAAGGAACAGGGACGUAAUUGGCAGGAGCUGGCCCGGACUUACGAUGCGGAAUUCAAGGAGAAUAUGUUGAGAUUGAAUGUAAGGCCACCCAAUAUGCGAGCGCAUGUAUCGGCCAAUAUACCUGUGAUCCAGCGAUUUAUAGAACAACUGAUUGAAAAUCAGCAGGCAUACGUAGCCGAGGAUAAAUCUGUUUAUUUCGAUGUAAGUAAAUGUCAGAACUACGGAAAAUUGCAAAAUAUCAGCAAAGACGAACGGGCCCUCCAAGAGAACGAGCAAGGGAAACGAACUGCUGCAGAUUUUGCUCUUUGGAAGGCAAAAAAAACGUCGCACGAACCUAGCUGGAGCUCCAAAUGGGGUGGUGAAGGGCGUCCAGGAUGGCAUAUAGAAUGCAGCGCAAUAGCUGGCAUGUUUUUCGGUGAUGAAUUGGAUUUCCAUGCGGGAGGCCUCGAUUUGCGUUUUCCCCAUCAUGAAAAUGAGGAAGCUCAAUGCUGUGCACACUACAAAAAAAAUCAAUGGGUCAACUAUUGGCUGCACACUGGCCAACUCCAUUUGGUGGGUGAUCAGCAAAAGAUGUCCAAGUCAUUGGGAAAUACAAUAACCGUAGAUGAAAUGCUGAAGAGCUACACAGCGGAUGAGUUUCGUAUGGCCUGUCUCCUCUCCAAUUACAAUAAUGCCAUGCCUUACAGCGAUCAAUUAAUGUUGACUGCACGUCAAACAUUAAAGAAAUUCAGGAAUUUCCAUGCUGAUCUGAACGCGUAUAUGCAAUUCCAAAAGGCGCCUAAACUCCUGGACAGGGGUGCACUGCAGUCGCAACUAGAUCAUACGAUAUUGGAGUUUGAUAAUAGUCUGCGUGAUGACUUUGAUACAGCACGUGCUAUUAGUGUCUUAAUGGACCAGAUGAGCAGCAUCAGCCGGUGCAUCAAUCACCAAUCAGCAGAUGCACAGCAGGAGCCCGCCCACUGUCUUGAUUUGCUGCUGGCAGCAGGCAAUUUUAUAGGCUCAUCCAUGCUUAACCUCGGCAUCAGCUCGCUAGCCGACUCAUCGAAUAUAUUGUGUCAACAGCAACAAGCAAAUAGCUCUGCUCAAGUGGAUGUUAAUUUGCUAGUUGCUGAUCUGCUAGCCAUUCGAAGUCAACUGCGAGAGCAGGCAGCUGAAUCGACGAAUGUUAAGAAAUUGGAACUACUUGAACUCUGUGAUAGGCUGCGAAAUGUUCUUCAAGAACAUGGCAUCAACGUGCGCGAUCACAAACAGGGCAGCUCCUGGGUUUACAGAGAACACAAGACCGCUACUAGAAGAGUCUAAAUUCGCUUGUUAAAUUUUGUAAUUGAUCGCUGGAAAAUUUUAAAUAUUUCCUUAGGGUGUACUCUGAAUUU
Molecule: messenger RNA, 1754 nt
Organism: Drosophila navojoa
Lineage: Eukaryota; Metazoa; Arthropoda; Insecta; Diptera; Drosophilidae
Gene: CysRS-m
Product: cysteine--tRNA ligase-like protein, mitochondrial
Biological process (GO): cysteinyl-tRNA aminoacylation
Cellular component (GO): cytoplasm
Molecular function (GO): cysteine-tRNA ligase activity; ATP binding
Source: RefSeq, a predicted model, not a curated record